Molecule: messenger RNA, 480 nt
Organism: Sporisorium graminicola
Lineage: Eukaryota; Fungi; Basidiomycota; Ustilaginomycetes; Ustilaginales; Ustilaginaceae
Exons: 3
Coding region: 1-480 (159 amino acids)
Biological process (GO): protein sumoylation
Cellular component (GO): nucleus
Molecular function (GO): SUMO conjugating enzyme activity
Source: RefSeq, a predicted model, not a curated record
AUGUCAGGCAUCUGCAGAAACCGACUUGCAGAGGAGCGCAAGCAAUGGCGCAAAGAUCAUCCUUUUGGCUUCUACGCUCGCCCAGCAAAAGCUGCUGAUGGCUCGCUCGAUCUCAUGAACUGGGAAGUAGGCAUUCCAGGCAAGGCCAACACACCAUGGGAAGGUGGCAUCUACAAACUCAAGAUGAUCUUCCCCGAGGAAUACCCGAGCAAACCUCCCAAGUGCAAGUUCACCCCUCCGCUCUUCCACCCCAAUGUAUUUCCAUCGGGCACCGUCUGCCUCAGCAUUCUCGACGAAGAUAAGGGCUGGAAGCCGGCCAUCACCAUCAAGCAGAUCCUGCUCGGUAUCCAGGACCUGCUCAACGAUCCGAAUCCGCACGAUCCUGCACAGAGCGAGGCAUUUACCAUGUUUCAAAAGGAUGCCACCGCUUACGAGAGGCGCGUCCGACAGCAGGCGCGCGAGAUGGCUGCGGCCGUGUAA